This is a messenger RNA of Centropristis striata (black sea bass), 2843 nucleotides long. It is a transcript of the gene adam17b, whose product is annotated as ADAM metallopeptidase domain 17b. The transcript has 18 exons. The record is from RefSeq and is a predicted model, not a curated record. Bases 226 to 2769 code for a protein of 847 amino acids. Gene Ontology annotation, biological process: membrane protein ectodomain proteolysis; Notch signaling pathway. Gene Ontology annotation, cellular component: plasma membrane. Lineage: Eukaryota; Metazoa; Chordata; Actinopteri; Perciformes; Serranidae. Gene Ontology annotation, molecular function: metalloendopeptidase activity.
UCCGGACUGAAGUCGGGUUGGAGUUGUUCGGGACAGAAAGCUGUGAAGUCUCUCAGGAAACUCUUUAACGGCUCAAAGUCCCGCCAGAGAUAAAGCUGUGUGUUUAAAGGACUUUAACGGACAGAAACAAGUGAUCGAUAUUAAUAUCAGAGAGCAGAAACAAGUGAUCGAUAUUAAUAUCAGAGAGCAGAAACAAGUGAUCGAUAUUAAUAUCAGAGAGCAGACAUGAAGCGGCUCUUCUUCUUCUCUCUUUAUACUCUUCAUACCGCCUUUUAUACUGUUUUCACCGUUUUUACCGGGUUGACCGUGAACGCAGCAGCAGCUUCUCCUCCAUCAGACUCUCAGCAGGAACUCACGUCGUCUCUCAGGUCGAUGCUGGACGACUUCUCCCUGCUGUCCCUCUCCAACCUGCAGACUCACUCAGUCCGCCGCAGAGACCUGCAGACACACACACACCUGGAGAAACUGGUCAGCUUCAGCGCCCUGCACAGGCAGUUUAGGCUCUAUCUGAGGACCAACGACCAGCUGUUCACGGAGGACUUCAGGGCCGUGGUGGUGGAGGAGGACGGCCGGGAGAGGAGCUACUCCAUCAACAGACACAACUACUUCACCGGACACGUCAUCGGGGAGGAGAACUCUCGUGUUCAGGCUCACAUCGACGACCACGAGUUCUCAGCUCGCAUCCUGACGGACGAGGCCGAGUACAACGUGGAGCCCCUGUGGCGGUUCUGGCCGGCGCCCCCUGAUGGCCGUCUGCUGGUCUACCGCUCCGAGGACAUCAGGAACAUCAGCCGCCUGCAGCAGCCGUCCGUCUGCGGCUACGUGACCUCUGACCCCGGCCUGCCCCUCCCCCGCCCCGUCACCACGGCAACGGGGGACGACCACGACGACGGGUGGGCGUCCAGAGGGAAGCGGCAGGUCCACGACCACAGGAAGAACACCUGUCCUCUGCUGCUGGUGGCCGACCAUCGCUUCUUCAAACACAUGGGCCGCGAGGAGGAGAGCACCACGCUCAACUACCUGAUCGAACUGAUCGACCGCGUGGACGACAUCUACAGAAACACGUCGUGGGACGAAGAGUUCAUCGGCUACGGCGUUCAGAUCCAGCAGAUCAUCAUAGAGAAGAGUCCGACUCCUGUGGCAGCCGGAAAAAGUCACUUCAACAUGAAAGGAAGUCCAGUGGAGGGUAAAAAGGUCUGGGACGUCAAGAAGCUGCUGGAGCAGUUCAGUGUUGAUAUUGCGGAGAAAGCCUCCAACGUCUGUCUGGCUCACCUCUUCACCUACCAGGACUUCGAUGAGGGGACUCUGGGUCUGGCCUACGUGGCUCCGUCCAAACCGGACAUCCCCGGAGGUCUCUGCUCCAAAGCCUGUCCUUCAUCUGCAAACGCAAAAAAAUCCAUCUACCUGAACACGGGCCUGACCAGCACCAAGAACUACGGCAAGACCAUCCUGACCAAGGAAGCGGACCUGGUGACGACUCACGAGCUCGGCCAUAACUUCGGAGCGGAACACGACCCCGACAACAUCCUGAACUGCGCGCCGCGAGAGGACCAGGGAGGGAAGUACGUCAUGUACCCCAUCGCCGUGAGCGGCGACCACGUCAACAACAAGAUGUUCUCCAACUGCAGUAAACGCUCCAUCGUGAAGCGCCUGCGGUCCAAAGCGCCGUCCUGCUUCAAGCAGAGGAACAUCAACGUGUGCGGUAACUCCCGGGUGGAGCAGGGCGAGGAGUGCGACCCCGGGCUGCUGCACAUCAACUCAGACCGCUGCUGCACCGCCGAGUGCCGGCUGAAACCUGGAGCUCAGUGCAGUGACAGGAACAGUGCGUGCUGUAAGAACUGCCUGUUCGAGUCUGUAGGGGAAGUCUGCCAGGAGCCCAUCAACGCCACCUGCAAAGGUCACUCGCACUGCACAGGAAACAGCAGCGAGUGUCCUCCUCCGGAGAACGCCGCCAAUGAAACCGUGUGUCUGGACAACGGCGAGUGUCUGAACGGAGAAUGUGUUCCCUUCUGCCAGGCCGUCUUAAAGCUGCAGCCCUGCGCCUGCAACGAAACGAACUCGUCGUGUAAGGUGUGUUGCCGUGGCGGCGGCGGCGUGUGCGCUCCCUACCAGGACGCGUCGGGCAGCUUCCUGUUCCUGCGUAAAGGGAAGCCGUGCACCGUGGGAUUCUGCGACGGAGCGGGGAAAUGCAACAAGCAGGUUCAGGACGUGAUCGAGCGUCUCUGGGACUUCAUCGACAAACUGGACAUCAACACGCUGGGGAAGUUCCUGGCAGACAACAUCGUGGGCUCCGUGGUCGCCUUCUCUCUGCUCUUCUGGGUUCCCUUCAGCAUCCUGGUGCACUGCGUGGACAAGAAGCUGGACAGACAGUUUGAACAGAACACCAAGAGUCUGUUCUUCCCCAGCAAUGCCGAGCUGCUGAGCAGCCUGGAGUCCGCGUCCGUCCGGAUCUUCAAACCUCCGACGUUCCCGACCGGAACGCCGCCGGCCGGGUCGCGCCUCCCGCCGUCCGGCCCGCAGCAGACCAGCACGCCGCCGGCCCCGCCCCCCGACAGCCCCCGCAUGGCCACCAUCCAGGAGGACCCCAGCCUGGACUCACACCUGGACCAGGAGGUGCUGGAGGAGGCGUUCGGCCGGCCCGCGGGGGCGGCACAGCAGCGCUCCUUCGAGGACCUGACGGGGAAAGACGUGACGGGUCGCAGCGAGAAAGCUUUGAUGUUCCGACUCCACAGACAACAUCAGAUAGACACCAAGGAGACGCAGUGCUGACCACCUCCUCACCUGACUCCUCCUCACCUGGGGACCUCCUCACCUGUCUCCUCCUCACCUGACUCCUCCUCACC